Messenger RNA from Astrephomene gubernaculifera, 556 nucleotides. Lineage: Eukaryota; Viridiplantae; Chlorophyta; Chlorophyceae; Chlamydomonadales; Astrephomenaceae. The record is from the annotation of a GenBank genome assembly.
GUAGUCUUGACGUAUGCAACUGCGCUAGCGGUGUCCUGUAUUUGUAUUUAGAUCAUCAUACCGGUCGUCAAAGUAGGCAACAAACACUGCAUUCCUAAGCAGCACUGCUUUACUGACCAUGCCGGGAGGUGAAAAGGUGUUUCGUAAUCAAGGAUGGCUAAUCCGGACGACCAAAGGGCCGAUUAUGGGCGACAAGGAUCUGGACCAAUACCGGAAGACGCUGUCGGUGUUGGUGCUUCCCGAGAUGGUGUUUAACCGCAAUCGCGUUGAGCUGGUACACGAAGCGAGUGGGACUAUCAUCUCUUUCAACGCCCUUGACGCCCUGAUGGGAUGGAAGAAUGAGGAUUUGCCGCCCCUGCAAGUUCGCGUUGCCCAGGAAUGGCGCAAGGCCCGGGAGCACGAAAUCGAGCAGCAGAAAGCCGUACAGCUGACGUACGACUGGACUUUCACCACGCCGUACACAUGCACUGUCGUACCGCCGGCGGGCUCCUGCCCCCCACCCUCCUCCUCGCAACAAACACCCACACAUCCUGUCGACGGGGUUGAUACAACGAUA